Molecule: messenger RNA, 7333 nt
Organism: Hypanus sabinus (Atlantic stingray)
Lineage: Eukaryota; Metazoa; Chordata; Chondrichthyes; Myliobatiformes; Dasyatidae
Gene: ube2g2
Product: ubiquitin-conjugating enzyme E2G 2 (UBC7 homolog, yeast)
Exons: 6
Coding region: 77-574 (165 amino acids)
Cellular component (GO): cytosol; endoplasmic reticulum
Source: RefSeq, a predicted model, not a curated record
GCCCAAACCGGAAGUGGCAACGGUGUGUCGGUGUAAUUGGUCCCCACUGUGGCGCAGUAAGGGACUGUUGUUUGCAAUGGCAGGAACGGCGCUGAAGCGGCUGAUGGCCGAGUACAAGCAAUUAACACUGAAUCCUCCUGAAGGAAUUGUUGCAGGACCAAUCAGCGAGGAGAACUUUUUUGAAUGGGAGGCCUUAAUCAUGGGUCCUGAGGACACAUGUUUCGAAGGUGGUGUGUUUCCAGCGAUACUAAGUUUUCCACAUGAUUACCCACUGAGUCCACCAAAAAUGCGUUUCACAGGAGAAAUGUUUCAUCCAAAUGUUUACCCCGAUGGAAGAGUUUGCAUCUCAAUUCUACAUGCGCCGGGUGACGACCCUAUGGGAUAUGAAAGCAGUGCAGAGCGAUGGAGUCCUGUUCAGAGUGUUGAGAAGAUUCUCCUGUCUGUUGUCAGCAUGCUGGCAGAGCCGAAUGAUGAAAGUGGGGCCAAUGUGGAUGCCUCGAAGAUGUGGCGAGAUGACCGGGUACAGUUCUGCAAAAUUGCCCAGCAAACUGUGCGAAAAUCCCUUGGUCUGUGAUUAGAAAGACCUUCAAUUGUCUGGGGAUCGUCUGCAAUAUUUAAUGGUUCUUUGCACAAUGCAGUUUAUUUUCUGCUAUGCAUAUCAGAGGAUAAAGUUAAGAUCAUCCUUUUUUCUUUGGUGUUAGGAUUUACUUGGCCUCCUGUUAAAACUUCACGAAACUGAGUAGCUUUUAUUCCUGAAAUAGUGUUGUUUUGUCUUCCAUUUUGGAUGCAGGUAGUUUGAAUUUACUUUGAACUGGAGGUAAAAAUAACUGCUGCAAAAAAAAAACAAUUGGUAACAUGAGUUUUGUUUCUCCUAAAUAUUGCUGUAAAUGGAGAAGGUAUGAUAUUUCUGUUGGACACCUCUGCUCAAUCCUGGAGACAGUGAUGGGAACCAAUUUGCUUCCUACUGUUUGAUUAAUCUGAAUGCAGGCAAUUUCAGAUGUAGGAACAAACUGGAUUUGUUUCCUCAUAUGAAGGAAGACUUCAAGUUUCUCUUGCCUGUUAGUGAUGAGUGAGGUAUGGUUUGACAUUAGUAGCAAUGGGAUAUAAUUUACCCCAAGUGAUGAUUCUAUUCUCCAGUUCCCAUCCAGAAUUUGCACAAAAAAUUAAACCAUCUGGUGGUUUUUAAGAUGGAUCUUUUCAUGGUGAAAAAUAUAUUUGCGCAAGAGAGCUUUAUGAAAUUAAAUGCAUGAAACUACAUGAAACAGCAAAUAUUUGGUGUAAAUCCCCUACAAACACUAAUGCCAUUUUUAGUACUUCUUUUACUACCAGCAGAGAAAUCUGAUGAUGUGGAGGUAUCUGCUUCCACUGGGUGUGGAUGAUGUAAGUGCGUGCGUGCACACAUACACAUGCAUUCUGAUGUGUUUAAUGAAUAUUAUGCUCUGCAUGAAACAACUGUGCUUCUACUUCAUAUCCUUGACAAGACUUAGACAAUACUCAGGCAAGUCCCAUUCAUGUCAAAGAAGUACCACACAAUCGGAGAAUGUAACCAUUCAGUGUGGCAUUACUGAACUUCUACCAUCAACAUCCUGAAGUGACCAUUAACCAGAAACUGCACUGGACUAGAACUGAAAUCCUGGCUACAAGUCAGAGGCUCAUAUCCUAUGCUGAUAGUCUUGGCCAACACCCCAAAUUAUUUUGGCCAUCUUUAAGAUGCAAUUUGGAACUAAGAUGAAAUGUACUCUACUUGGUGGUAGUUACAAAGCUGAAGUAGCUUGAUAGAGCAGCCCACAGAUUUACACCGCGUCCACCACUCCAAACAUUCCUUCCUUCCAUUAGUUGUGCACAAUGACACACACCAUCUUUAAAAUACUCUGUUGCUUAUUCAAAUUGCUCAAUAGUACUCCACCAAUGGGAGCAGACACAUAGGAAUGUCAUCACCUGCAGGUUCCCCUCCAAACUGCACGCUGUCCUCUCAGAAGUAUUAAGCCAUUCUAUCAUCUCUGAGUCAAACUGGAAUUUCUACCCUAACAACAUAGUGGCAGUAUCUUGCCUAGAGGGACUACAAUGGUUGAGAAGAUGAAUCUUUCUCAAGGGGAAUGAUGGCCUUGCCUCUAAGGCCCACAUUGUGAAAAAUGCAUUUUAGAAAAUUGCUUAAUGCUGUUUCCCACUUCCUCCUAGAAGUAACAGCAUGCCUACCUUACUACGUAAUAAAGAAGUUUCAUUGGAUAACUGAACGUUGUUGGUUGUAUUCCGAAUCUCAUUUUUGAGAAGAUGUGCCUCACUGUCACUUUCUCAAUUCGAUAGCAAAUUGUUUUGAUACUCUCUUCACAAACCACAACUAAUUCUGAAUACCUAGAUUUUUUCUGUCUGUUUCUUCCAUUUGAUGUGUAUACUGUGGUCAUUUGGUAGUGUACCAUUUGUUCCAUUAGAGCAGCCUGUAAUAGAAAGAUGGAAUAACUAUUUUACUCUAACACUGGGACUUUAGAGGUAAAAGAUUUUUGUUUUAAAAGCAAAGGCAACAAGCAUGCCGUCAUGUGCUUGGAAUAGCUUCCAGGCAGUGGUGAUGCUGGUUCUGAAUUAUCUAACGUACAAGUGACUGGUAGGUAUGGGACCACUCUCCAAUUCCCAAUCUGACUCCCAACACAAGUUGUAAAGAAUUACAGGUAAGUUGUAGCAUUAACACAUUGCAGCCCUUCAUAUUUCAUCUCUCCCUAUAGCCUUCUGAUGAUCAUGUCCUGCAAAUUCAUGUACAACUUAAUUAAAUGCAACUGUGCUCCUCUUCUCAACUGCAUAAGAUAGCAUGUUGUCCAUUUUGGAUAAAGGAAUUUCUUGUUAUAAUUAGUGUGCCAUGACAUUCUGCAGUUGGCCUAAGGCACGCUGAACCUGAAUGAAGUGAGUUUCGUUCUGCAACUUAACUGUCUCAUUAUUUCAGAUCUGUAUGUCUUCUAUUUCUCUGGUAGUGAAAUCUGUGCCCUUGAUGACCUAAAAUAUCAUAGCAAUAAUUAUUUUGUGUUGGUGCUGACAUUUAAAUCUUUCACUCUUUUCUUAUUUUCAGAGGCCACUUAGGCAGCACUUGGGCUUACUUGGCUGAGCAGUUGAAAAAUAAUGAAUGCACAAGUGGUAUGCGAUUCAGAGAUUGAAAUAUCAGGCAAUCAUUGUCGGAAUUCCAGUAUCAGAAAGUAAUAGAAUGACCACAAUUUACAGCUCAGCUUCAGUGAUGCUGAUAAUUGCUUGGAAUAACAUUAACAGCUGCAACCUGUAGACAGAUUCAUAGCAUAGAUUGAUGGAACAGGCAUUUGAAUCUGCAGAUUUAAUGGUUAGGAUUGUGAAUACAUUUUGCUCUCCAUAGUUCUAUGACUGAUCCAAGUUGUAAUGUGGGUUUUUUUAGGAUUAAUAACUGGAUCUCUACAGUUAUGCUUGAUAUAUUCUGGAACCUUUAUUCAGGUCAGUUGAUGGAAUUAAGAAAGAGUAUUUAUGCAAGCUAGCUUUGUAUAGUUCCAACAAAAAAAGGUUCUCCACUACAAAUUCCAGGUGCUCAGUGGGCUACAUUAUAUGUUAUUACCUUCGUGCUUGACUUCUUGUUUCACAGAAACAAGUCCUCUGAAAACGUGGACCACUUCCGUAUCUCUGAAGCCACCUUUCAAUGACAAUGGACGUCAGAGAUCUAAAUUCACCAUUGCUUCAAAUUGGCAACAGCCUUUGGUUGAUUUCAGGAAAAGGGAAUCUGAAGACCAGGGCUUCAGAUGUGGCACAAAAUGCACAGUACAGUGAGCUCAAGGAUUUAUGUCUUUAAGUAUUUCUGAGAUGUGGAUUAUGCAUAGCAGACACAUCAAGGCACUGGAAAAUUACCUCCAGUGUCUCCAAGUCUCUACCAAAACCUCUCAAAUUCACUAGAAGGAUAUGCAAAUCAACUUCUGUAUUCUUUCCCAGACCAAGGUCCACUGCAUCAUCUUGCAGGUCUUGAACUCAAUUCCCUAACUAAUGAAGGCCAAAACACCAUAAGCUAUGUAACCACCAUAUCAACUAGUAUGGCAACUUUGAGGGAUCUAUGAAUGUGGACCCCAAGAUCAUUCUGAUCCUCCAAACUGCUAAGAAUCCUACCAUCAACCCUUUACUCUGCUGCCUUGAAGUUUGACUUUCUUUGGAAAAUCCUACAAAAAGUAGUGGAUUCGGCACAGUCUGUCAUGGGUAAAGCCCUGUCAACCAUUGAGCACAUCUACAUGAAAUGCUGCCAUAGGAAAGCAGCAUCCAUCAGCAGCGGUCCCACCACGCAGGACGUGCUCUCUUCUCGCUGCUGCCAUCGAGACAAAGGUACAAGAGCCUCAGGACUUGCACUGCCAGGCUGAGGAACAGUUACUACCCUUCAACCAUCAGGCUCUUGAACAAAAAGGAAUAACUUUACUCAACUUUACUUGCACCAUCAUUGAAAGGCUCCCACUUUCAAGGACCCUUCAUUUCAUGUUAUUGAUAUUUAUUUAUAUUUACACUUCCACAGUUUGUUGACUCAGGUUGAAUGCUCAAGUUCAGUGGUCUUUCAUUGGUUCUCCUGUAGUUACUAUUCUGUAGAUUUGUUGAGUAUGCCCAUAAGAAAAUGAAUCUCAGGGUUGUAUCUGGUGAUAUUUAUGUAUUUUGAUAAAUACAGUUUACUUUGUACUCUGAACUUUGAGUGAAGGAGGAUGAGAAGUGGCUUGAUACAGGUGUAUAAAAUGAUAAGAGGCAUAGUUAGUGUGGACAGACAGAGACUUUUUCUCCAAGAUGGAAAUGGCUUAUGUGAAGGGGGCAUAAUUUUAAGGAGAUUGAUGGAAAGUAUAGGGGGGAGUGUUGGAGGUAGAGUUUUUUUACAUAGAUUUGUGGUUGUGUGGAAUGUGCAGCCAGGGUUGGGGAUAGAGACACAUUUCAGAGACGCUUAGGUAGACACAUGGAUGAAAAGAUGGAGGGAUAUGAGGGAGGAAAGCAUUAGAAUGAACUUAGAGUUUGUUAAAAGGUUGGUACAAAAUCGUGGUUCAAAGGGUCUGUAAUGUGCUGUAGUGUUCUAUGUUUUAUAUCAUGACGCACUGCAGAAGAAAUUCAAAGUCGAAAUUUACUGAAAUAACAGGAGAAAGGCAAAAUUUUAAUGCCGAGCUCACACAAAACAAAUUAAUAAUAAAUUCACUGGCCAACCAGAGUGGAGAACUUCACUCACCCCAACACUGAACUGAGUCCACAACCUGUGGACUCACUUUCAAGAACGCAACAGUUCAUCCUCUAAGUAUUAUUUAUCUGUUUGUUUAUUAUUAUUUCUUUUUGUAUUUACACAAUUUGCUGUUCUUUGCACAUUGGUUGUCCGUCUUUGUGUGCAGUUUUUCAUUGAUUCCAUUGUGUUUCUUUGUAUUUACUGUGAAUGCCUGCAAGAAACUAAAUAUUAGCGUAGUAUAUGGUGACACGUGUUUUGAUGAAUAAGUGUACUUUGAACUUUGAAAUACAUAACAUCAAAAUGUUUUGAUGUUAUUCCAUGUCAUGUAAAAGUGCUAUUAAUAUCAAGUAAGUUUCAGGGAAGCAGGAACUGUGUUUUCCCACUCCAUCAGGAAGGCAAAAUGGGAGCGUUCUCAGAGAACUUACAACCAUUGUCGUGUCUCUGUAACAUCAGAGACACAAGGCACAUGUAGCAGAGAAUUCAGAGGAUUACAGACUACAAGUCUACCCUGCCUGUUAGCAACCAGGGUGUCUCGCUCACCAACAGGCUGAAUGUCCCUGACACCCGGUUUGAUGCACAGAACAAAGUGCUGGCGAGGAAGGCACCCCUUCCCACCCCCACCCCCAGAGGAGCAGACAGACCUUCCAGCUGGCUGAAACUGAGGUGAGGAAGACCUUGGCCACAAUCAACCUAUGCAAAGCUAUGGAGUCCGAUAACAUACCAGAUCGAGUUCUGAAAAACUGCAGCCCAGCUAACUGAGGUGCUGCUGAUAUAUUCCACCUCUCUCUAGAACAGGUGAUUGUCCCCUUGGUUUACAAGGCAGCGACCAUCAUUGCAGUGCCAGAGAAGGUGACAGUAACCUACCUAAAUGACAAUUGUCCUGUGGCAUUAACAUCAACUAUUAUGAAAUGCUUUGAGUGCUUGUCAUGGGGUGUAAUAAAGCUUUUCCCUCGGCUACGUAGGACCCCUACCAGUUUGCUUAUCACUCAGAUCGAACUACUGAUGAUGCCAUAGCCUUUGCCCUCCACUCUGUCUAGUCCCACCUCGAAAAUGGGGUCUCAUAUGUCAGGUUGCUGUUUAUAGACUUGAGUCCGGUGUUUAACAUCAUACCCCGGAAACUGGUGGGGAAACUGUUCUCGAUAGGUCUCAAUGCCUCUCUCUGUAACUAGAUCCUGGAAUUAUUACCAGAAAGGCCACAGUCAGAAUGUGUGGCCAGCAAAGUCUCUAGUCGCAUUAUACUGAGCAUUGGUGCUCCCCAGGUUGUGAGCUCAGCCUGUUGCUGAUGCAUGACUGUCGCAGGAGUCAGCUAAUGUCGUACCAUCAAGUUUGCAGAUGACCCAACAGUGGCAGGCCUCAUCAAUAACGGUUAUGAGUCAGAGUACAGAGAGAAAGUGGAGCAGCUGGAACAACCUCCGUCUGAACCAAGGAAAUGAGAGAGUUAAAUGCACCAAGUUCCUGGGAGUUGGCAUCACGGACUACCUCACCUGGUUCCUCAAUUUCACCUCCCUGAAUAAGAAGGCACAGUAGCACCUCUACUUCCUGAGGAGAUUGAGGCAAGUGAGAUCUCUUCCACCCCCACCCCCCCAUUCCUCAUCUUAACUAAAUUUUGCAGUAGCACCAUUGACAGCAUCCUGACAAACUGCAUCUCCAUCUGGUAUGGGAGCAACAGAGCAUCAGACGAGAAGACCAUACAAAGGACUGUGAGAACAGCAGAGAGGAUCAUAGGGGUCUCUCUACAAUCCAUAGGGGAUAUUUAUCAGAAGCACUGCAUACCCAGAACCCUUAGCAUUAAGGAUCUCACCCAUCCAUCGAGCAUUGUCUUUGACUUACUGCCAUCACGCAGGAGACUCCAGUGCAUUAAGACAAGAUUAGUCAGAGUGGGAAACUGUUUCCUCCCUCAGGCCAUUAGGCUUCUGAACUCCCGCCACGUCACACUUGAAGUGUCACCAGAUAAUUCAUACUGUACCCUACAAUAUUUAAUUUAUGCACUUUACUUUGUUUAUGCAUAAUUAAUUUGUAGAUUUAAUGGUUAUUUUCCCAAGUUAUUGUGUGGUAUACUGUAUGUGUAAUGUGUGCUUUACAUCCUGGUAGAGAAAUGUGGUUUGACAGUAUACAGGUACUGUAUAUAGUUAAAUGACAAUAAACUUGAGUUGACUUGUU